Ipomoea nil (Japanese morning glory) is the source of this 1183-nucleotide messenger RNA. Its product is annotated as red chlorophyll catabolite reductase, chloroplastic. Gene Ontology annotation, biological process: chlorophyll catabolic process. Gene Ontology annotation, molecular function: red chlorophyll catabolite reductase activity. Gene Ontology annotation, cellular component: chloroplast. The record is from RefSeq and is a predicted model, not a curated record. NCBI's taxonomy places the organism in Eukaryota, Viridiplantae, Streptophyta, Magnoliopsida, Solanales, Convolvulaceae. Bases 27 to 998 code for a protein of 323 amino acids. The transcript has 2 exons.
UGCAUUGAAAUACUGCCAAAAAGAAGAUGGAAGCCACUAUGGCUGCUUCUUGUGCUUACUUGCUACCUUGUACUACAUCCCCAAUUUCCCUUUCCCCUUUCCCACCUCCAUCUCCGACCUUGCAUUUCUUCAGAAAUCGAAUCCCCUGCUCCAAAUUUCCAUUAAUGGAACCUCUGCACAGCGAAUCUCGGACAAAAUUCAUGGAAUUUCCGUACGUCUCCGCCCCACACAGAGACCUCAUGGUGCAACUCGUCUCCUCCGUUGAGACCCGACUUGAAUCCGCCCUUCAGCCUUGUACUCUCCCACCCGAUGUCCAGUACUACCAAAACCCUACUGGCUCCGCCAAUGCCUCUCUCCAUGUCCGAUCCGGCCUCCCCUCUUCCAGGAUUGAUUUCAUAUUGGGGAGUUGGGUUCAUUGCAAGUUGCCCACUGGUGGAGCUUUGAACAUAACAAGUCUCUCCGCCUAUUUGAGACCCUCCACCGAUGCACCAAACUUCUUAAUUGAGCUCAUCCGGAGCAGUCCGGUGUCUCUAAUUCUUAUCCUCGACCUCCCUCCUCGAAAGGACCUUGUCUUACAUCCCGAGUACUUGAAGGAGUUUUACGAAGACACCCAACUAGACAGACACAGACAACUUCUCGAGAAGUUGCCUGAGGUGCGACCUUAUGUCUCUUCAUCUCUAUAUAUCCGAUCCGUUGUCUCUCCAUGUGCCGUUAUGGUCUCCAUAGAAGCUCCUGCUGACCAGACAUCACGCAUAGAGGAGAUUAUUCGAGAUCAUAUUAGUCCUAUAGCCAAGGAGAUGCUCGAGGCGUGGUUGGACAUGUGUGCAUGUGUUGAGAGAGAAGUCGGAGGGGAUGAGAGUGGUGGAUUAGGAAGGCGAGACCAGAUCAUUAAAAACAAGACAAUUGAGAUUGAUCUUGGAUCAAGCUUCCCUAGGCUGUUUGGAGAGGAAGUAGCGAACCGCGUUUUAGGAGUGUUAAGGGGCAUCUACAAUGCUUGAAUUUGGUCAGAGCAUUAUAGAGUAAGUGGUGAUAAUUGUACUUACUGUUGCAACUGAGCUGUACUGCUAUAAUAUGUAUAAACAUGCAUAGAUUUGAAUGGAUUUUGACUGUUGUGGUUAGGCCCACAUUGUAUUGUAAGGCAAUUGCUACAUGUCAAUAUAUAGGAAGCUCUUGUGAUGAAAAA